AUGUUAGAAGCACUUGCUGUGGACGAAGAAGAGGAGCUGAACUCUGUUGCUGAUUCAUUGGACCAUAUCCAGUGGAACGAAUUUUCUAACAGGCAACAAUCAUUUACGUUCACCGGAAAAAGUGGCCUUCUCAUGGAUUUGCCGUCUGACAUUCGGGCAAGUGAAGUAUUUACGCUUUUCUUGAAUGAAAAGCUGAUAAGCCUUUUAGUCACGGAGACCAACAGAUAUGCAGAGCAAAAAUUGCAACAAGAAAUGACUGAACAUGCUCGAUUGAACAGGUGGAAACCCACCAAUUCUGCAGAAAUAAAUAAAUUUAUAGAACUGAUGAUUUGGAUGGGUCUGGUACAGACACCGCUCGUUAGAUGUUGA
Messenger RNA from Cephus cinctus (wheat stem sawfly), 369 nucleotides. Its product is annotated as piggyBac transposable element-derived protein 4. NCBI's taxonomy places the organism in Eukaryota, Metazoa, Arthropoda, Insecta, Hymenoptera, Cephidae. The transcript has a single exon. The coding region runs from base 1 to 369 and encodes 122 amino acids. The record is from RefSeq and is a predicted model, not a curated record.